This is a messenger RNA of Porites lobata, 3412 nucleotides long. The record is from the annotation of a GenBank genome assembly. Lineage: Eukaryota; Metazoa; Cnidaria; Anthozoa; Scleractinia; Poritidae.
GUAACUGUAGUAUCUGUAGUAGCUGUAGUAUCUGUAGUAGGUGUAGUAUCUGUAGUAUCUGUAGUAGCUGUAAUAGCUGUAGUGGGUGUAGUAGGCGUAGUAGCUGUAGUAGCUGUAGUAGGUGUAGUAUCUGUAGUAGCUGUAGUAGCUGUAGUGGGUGUAGUAGGCGUAGUAGCUGUAGUAGCUGUAGUAGGUGUAGUAUCUGUAGUAGCUGUAGUAGCUGUAGUGGGUGUAGUAGGCGUAGUAGCUGUAGUAGCUGUAGUAUGUGUAGUAGCUGUAGUAGCUGUAGUAGGUGUAGUAUGUGUAGUAGCUGUAGUAGGUGUAGUAGGCGUAGUAGCUGUAGUAGCUGUAGUAUGUGUAGUAUGUGUAGUAGCUGUAGUAGGUGUAGUAGGUGUAGUAACUGUGGUAGCUGUAGUAGGUGUAGUAGCUGUAGUAGCUGUAGAAGGUGUAGUAACUGUAGUAGCUGUAGUAGGUGUAAUAGCUGUAGUAGUAGCUGUAGUAGCUGUAGUAAGUGUAGUAACUGUAGUAGCUGUAGUAGGUGUAGUAGCUGUAGAAGGUGUAGUAGCUGUAGUAGGUGUAGUAGGCGUAGUAGCUGUAGUAACUGUAGUAGCUGUAGUAAGUGUAGUAGCUGUAGUAAGUGUAGUGGCUGUGGAAGCUGUAGUAGCUGUGGUAGCUGUAGUUAGUGUAGUAACUGUAGUAGCUGUAGCAGCUGUAGUGGGUGUAGUAGCUGUAGUGGGUGUAGUAGCUGUGGUAGCUGUAGUAGCUGUAGUAGGUGUAGUAGCUGUAGUAGGUGUAGUAAUAGUAAUAGUAAUAAAUUGCUUUAUUUGCAUGACCGCAUCAUUUUACAGUAUUGCAAAAGCAUGUAUAUGACAAUCAAAAUAUAAAACAAAACAGCACUAAUAAUAAUCUAGAAAAAUUCGGUUACAUUACUAACAAUGAAUCACGUAUUUUCAUGCAGGAGGAAACAAACUUCAUAACUAACUUAUUUACAUGAUGUUCCUUCGAAUUCAUUAUCAGUUUUAUGCUUUCUGGAGAUGAUUUCUUGUCAAAGUCAGGUAUUAUUCGAUUGAUUUGAUUAAUAAAUGCCUGUCUCUGUACUGAGUAUUUGUUACAUUGAAAGAGGAAAUGAAUCUCAUCUUCUACCUGAUUUGAGUUACAUAAAGGACAUAAUCUAUUUUCUCUUGGCAAAUGAUCGAUUUGGUAUCGACCAUGUUCAAUCAUAAGUUUGUGAUUACUUAUUUUAAAUUUAACAAAAUUCUGUCGUUCGUCAUAAUGUCUUAGCUGGUAGAGAUAAUCAGAUGUAGAAUAGUCAUCUUUAAAAUUUUUAUAAAAUUCUAGUUUUUUUGAAUUUUCGAGGCUGUGCCGCCAAAAAGAUAGAUAUUUCUCUCUCAUUUCUGUGGUAUAUCGUCUAAUUUUAUCAUUAUCUAGAGAUUCAGCAUCUAAACUGGUUAGAUUGUAUUGUUCAAGCAUGUUUAUGAAAUUGGAAAAAUAUCCGGAAUUAUUCAUAGAAUGUAGAUUCUUUGACAUAAGGAAAGACUGUUUGACUAUAGAGUCAUUAUCUUUGUUGUUGAGGUAAACAAAAUAUUUCAUAAUUUUCUGAUUUAUCGGGAUAAGCAGCGGCAGUCUAUCAAGUUCAGCUCUGCAGGCUAUGUUAGAGGCCUUAUUGUUAACCUCUAAGUAACGUUUACAGAAUUUGAGGUGGAUUUUUUCUAUUGGGGAGCUAUCCCAUUUUUUAAAAUCUUGCUUGGUGUACAUUCCCCAUACCUCGCUGUUGUAACUCAAGAUUGGGAAUACCAUGGUGUCAAAAAUUUGGGAUGCAGUAUUAGGAUUAAGUUUGUUAAGAAUUGUCCGCUUCCGAAUACUAGAAAACGCGUGAAGGGCCUUUUAUUUUAAGUGUUCGAGUGCAAGUGCAAAGUUUCCCGUUGGAGUUAAACGUGUACCUAAAUAAGUGUAUUCUUGGACAAUUUCAAUUGACUCACUGCCUAUGUUGAAUUUGAUGUCAAUAGAUUUUUUUGGGCGUUUCUGGAAUAUCAUGAUUUUUGUUUUCUUCGGAUUAAUUUUUAGCUUCCAUUUGUCACAAUACAAAGAAAGCGCAUUUAAACAGUUCUGUAAUCCAGUUUUCGAUCUUGAUAGAAUAACUAAAUCAUCUGCGUAGAAAAAAAUUUAUUUUUUUUUCCCAUUUGGGAGAACAAAUGGGUCAGAUAAGGUGUUUUCGAAUAAAAGUGGUAGAUUGUUUAAAUAGAGGUUAAAUAAAAGGGCUUAAAAUACAGCCUUGACGUACACCUCUGGAAUAUGAAAAAGGCUGUGUUUUGUUUUCACCGAUUUUGAUGGAACAUGUCGAGUUGCAAUAAAGACUUUUCAUGAGGUUGUACAAGUUUCCUCCUAUAUUCGUUUUUAGCAGCUUGUAAAACAAUCCUUCGUGCCAAACAGAGUCAAACGCUUUGCGAAAAUCUACGAAACAAGCGUAGACUUUUUCCUUGUGAUAAUGCACAUAUUUAUCUAUUAGGGUCCUUAGAGUGAAAACAUGGUCUGCAGUGCGGUUUUCAGGCAAAAAGCCAAUUUGGGAAUUAUGUAAUAUCUUAUUUUCCUCAAAAUACAAGUGAAGUCUUCGAUUUAAAAUAGAACAGAACAGUUUUCCAAGGCAACUAGAAACACAUAUGCCUCUGUAAUUUGUUGGAUCACUCUUGUCACCAGAUUUGUAAAUUGGGGUUAUGAGGCCUUGACACCAAACAUCUGGCAUUUUUCCGGAUUGUAAAAUAAGGUUAAAAAGUUUGACAUAGACAGGCAUUAGUGGUUCGAGGCUUGCUUUGAUCAUUUCAUUUCGUAUUUUGUCAACAAAUGGUGAUUUCUUAUUUUUCAAUUUCUUCGCCGCUUGACGUAUUUCCCUCUCAGUUAUCUCAUAAUCGAGAUGGUAGUAGCUGUAGUAUCUGUAGUAGGUGUAGUAGCUGUAGUAUCUGUAGUAGGUGUAGUAUCUGUAGUAUCUGUAGUAGCUGUAGUAGCUGUAGUGGGUGUAGUAGGCGUAGUAGCUGUAGUAGCUGUAGUAGCUGUAGUAUGUGUAGUAGCUGUAGUAGCUGUAGUAGGUGUAGUAUGUGUAGUAGCUGUAGUAGCUGUAGUAGGUGUAGUAGGCGUAGUAGCUGUAGUAGCUGUAGUAUGUGUAGUAUGUGUAGUAGCUGUAGUAGCUGUAGUAGGUGUAGUAUGUGUAGUAGCUGUAGUAGCUGUAGUAGGUGUAGUAGGCGUAGUAGCUGUAGUAGCUGUAGUAUGUGUAGUAUGUGUAGUAUCUGUAGUAGCUGUAGUAGGUGUAGUAGGCGUAGUAGCUGUAGUAGCUGUAGUAGGUGUAGUAGCUGUAGUAGCUGUAGUAGGUGUAGUAUCUGUAGUAGCUGUAGUAGCUGUAGAACAAACAAGGAAUUGGUAA